Molecule: messenger RNA, 510 nt
Organism: Punctularia strigosozonata HHB-11173 SS5
Lineage: Eukaryota; Fungi; Basidiomycota; Agaricomycetes; Corticiales; Punctulariaceae
Product: kinase-like protein
Exons: 4
Biological process (GO): protein phosphorylation
Molecular function (GO): protein kinase activity; ATP binding
Source: RefSeq, a predicted model, not a curated record
CUUCGCACAGAGAUCCUCCUCUGGUCUCUCCUCGAGCACCCCAACAUCCUUCCGCUGAUUGGGAUCACGGAGACAGAGACCUAUAUGGGCAUCAGUAUGGUGGCCCCCUGGUGCCGCAAUGGGAACUUGAGCGACUACAGUAAGAAACAGCGCAACGCAUACAUCAACCGACUUCAGCAGUUGGCGGACAUCGGCUCUGCCCUAACCUAUCUGCAUAAUCACGUCCCGACCAUCAUCCAUGGCGAUCUGAAAUGCGCGAACGUACUGGUCAGCGAUGACGGGAGACCACUGCUAUGCGAUUUCGGUUUGGCUACUCUUCGCUACAACGGCGCCACGAUGUCUUCGGCUCUUGACAGUGGUUCCGUCCGGUGGAUGGCAAUUGAGCUCAUCAGCAUCCUUGAUAAACCCACCAUCAACAAGGAGACAGAUAUAUGGGCAUUCGCGAUGCUUGCGCUGGAGCUUCUGACGGGAGACCUUCCUUUCAGUGAUAAACGAAAUGACAUGGCGGUA